Messenger RNA from Pediculus humanus corporis (human body louse), 744 nucleotides. Its product is annotated as triosephosphate isomerase, putative. NCBI's taxonomy places the organism in Eukaryota, Metazoa, Arthropoda, Insecta, Psocodea, Pediculidae. Gene Ontology annotation, molecular function: triose-phosphate isomerase activity. The record is from RefSeq and is a predicted model, not a curated record. Bases 1 to 744 code for a protein of 247 amino acids. Gene Ontology annotation, biological process: glycerol catabolic process; glycolytic process; gluconeogenesis. Gene Ontology annotation, cellular component: cytosol. The transcript is spliced from 4 exons.
AUGGGUAGGAAAUUUUGGGUUGGUGGAAAUUGGAAAAUGAACGGUACUAAAAAUUCUAUUGAAGAAAUAGCAAAUUUUUUAAAAAAAGGACCACUUGAUCCAAACACUGAAGUUGUAGUUGGAGUUCCUGCUGUUUAUUUAAAUUUUGCUAAAGAAAAGCUACCUGAAAAUGUUGAAGUUGCUGCUCAAAAUUGCUACAAGGUUCCUAAAGGUGCCUUUACUGGUGAAAUAAGUCCAUCACAACUUUUAGAUAAUAAUAUUCAUUGGGUUAUAUUGGGUCAUUCUGAAAGAAGAAACAUAUUCGGAGAAUCCGAUGAACUUGUGGCAGAAAAAGUCAAACAUGCAUUAGAAGAAAAUCUUUGUGUUGUUGCUUGCAUUGGUGAAAAAUUAGAAGAAAGAGAAGCAGGUCAAACAGAAGCUGUCGUUUUUAGACAAACAAAAGCCAUCGCAGAUAAAAUUUCAGACUGGUCAAAGAUAGUAUUGGCAUAUGAACCGGUUUGGGCGAUUGGAACUGGAAAAACUGCCACACCAGAAGAAGCUCAAAAGGUUCACAAUGCUUUGAGAAAGUGGCUUAAAGAAAAUGUAUCGGAAAAAGUAUCAGAAGAAUUGAGAAUUGUUUAUGGAGGCUCAGUGACAAGUUCAAAUUGUAAAGAUUUAGCAAAAGAAAAAGAUAUUGAUGGAUUUUUAGUCGGUGGAGCAUCAUUGAAACCAGAAUUUGUCGAAAUUGUUAAUGCUCGAAAGUAA